Peronospora farinosa is the source of this 1533-nucleotide messenger RNA. The record is from the annotation of a GenBank genome assembly. Lineage: Eukaryota; Oomycota; Peronosporomycetes; Peronosporales; Peronosporaceae.
AUGGAUGCAAUGCAGCUUAAGAAUGUACUGGAAGAAGUUCCUACGGCUGACAUACCACCAGAAGCCAAAGCGAAUAAAACCAUGUGGGUGUGGGCACUUAAAACGGAUCAAUACGGAUAUGUAAUCCGUUUUAAGGCACGCUUGGUUGCUUUGGGAAAUUGGCAGCGGCCUGGUAUUGACUUUGGUGAGACUUUCUCUCCUGUAGCACGUAUGUCAAGUUUCAGGAUGACGCUUGCAUUAGCGGCAGAACUGAAUCUCAAGGUGUACGGUGGUGAUAUUAACACCGCGUAUUUAAAUGCAACUUUAAAGAUACCACAGUAUGUGAAAUCGAUUGACGGAUUUCCAUGCAGACGUAAGGAACACAUGUAUGUGGUGCGCAAGGCAUUGUAUGGCUUACGUCAAGCUGGACGUGAGUGGAAUGAUGAGUUACACAAUUGGAUGAUGGAAAAUGAGUAUCAAAGAUGCUUAACGGAACCGUGUCUAUACUAUUGUCAGGACACGGAUGGAACGAUAGUGCUGGUGCUGGUGUACGUUGACGACAUUUUAUGCGCAACAAACAACGAAGCAGUCAAGGUUGACUUAUUUGGAAAGCUAGCAUUGCAAUAUGGUAUUAAAGAUCAAGGUGAGCUCACGGAGUAUCUUGGUGUCGAAGUGCAAUCGAGUCAAGAUGCCAUGAAGAUAAGUCAAAGAAAGUACUCACGUGAGAUUCUACAGAAGUUUCACUUUGAACAAGCACAUGCAGUUGGAACCCCGCUUGAGACAAAGCAAAACCUAAUGUGUGCAGAAGAAAAGGAUGACAUCGAUAAGACGUUUGAUUAUCGUGGUGCGGUGGGAAUGUUAAUGUAUUUGACAACAUGUUCGCGACCCGACUUGGCAUAUGCAGUGGGUCAGCUAAGUCGAUUUGUAGCCAAUCCGACUAAACAUCACGUUGGUUGUGUGAAACGUGUCCUUCGAUAUCUCGCUGGAACACUUGAUUAUGGCAUAGUGUACAAGCGUGCGCAAUCGACUCAGCAUCCAAAGAUUGUAAUUCAAGGUUACUGUGAUAGUGACUGGGCUUCAGAUGCUGCAGACCGAAAGAGUACUGGAGGUUUUGUUUUCUUGCUUGCAGGUGGUGCAAUAUCAUGGUCGUCAAAGCGACAGCCGAUCAUAGCCUUGUCAACGGCCGAGGCUGAGUAUGUGGCAGCAUGCGAAGCUACAAUGGAAGCGAUUGGAGAGCGAAACAUUGUAAGUGAAAUAUUACCAACUAUUCCUGUUGAGAUGCACAUUGGAAUUGACAGUCAGAGUGCAUACGUGAUGGCGACAAAUCCAACUUAUUCCCGUCGUACGAGACAUAUCGAGUUACGCUGGCACUUUGUUCGUGAGCAGGUCAAAUUAAAGAAGGUGAUUCUGGAAAAAGUUGCUGGAGUCGACAAUCCUGCCGAUUUAUUUACGAAAGCACUCGAUAAGAAGCGUCUUGCACGGUUGUCCAAGUUAAUGGGCGUUCAGAAGGAAGAUGUGCGAGAUGGAUAUCUCGAGAGAGGCGUGUUGGAAUAA